This is a messenger RNA of Candoia aspera, 1579 nucleotides long. RefSeq names its product pseudouridine synthase 1 (gene PUS1). Gene Ontology annotation, cellular component: nucleus. Gene Ontology annotation, molecular function: pseudouridine synthase activity; RNA binding. The coding region runs from base 292 to 1497 and encodes 401 amino acids. NCBI's taxonomy places the organism in Eukaryota, Metazoa, Chordata, Lepidosauria, Squamata, Candoiidae. Gene Ontology annotation, biological process: mRNA pseudouridine synthesis; tRNA pseudouridine synthesis. The record is from RefSeq and is a predicted model, not a curated record. The transcript is spliced from 5 exons.
CCUAGGGUUGAGAGAGAGGGACUGGCCCAAGGUCACCCAGUUGCCUUUGUGCCUAAGGCUGGACUAGAACUCACGGCCUCCUGGUUUCUAGCCUGGUGCCUUCGCCACCAUGCCAAAUGGGCUCUCAAAGAGCAGAUUAAGAUGCUUUAAACCCAUUCUCCUCCUCCUCUGUGGGUUCUUUCUUUGCAUCCCUAACUGUACCUAACUAGCACUGCAACGAAGCCGCUAUUCCUACAUUAAUUUGUGCAUUCUUGGGGGGGGAUUGGGUGUGGUCUCUUCCAGUGUCUUGCGAUGGCCGAGCAGCUGCAAGGUCUGGGAAACAGCCUGGCUAAGAGGCCAAGGGAUGGGGAUGGCAGGGAGGAGAAACAGCCAGGAAUGCAGGAAGAGAAUGGACAUAAUGCCAAAAGGUUCAAGGACAAUGAGGAAGAGGUCAAGGAUGAGACAAAGAAGUUCCCCAAGAAGAAGGUUGUGCUGUUGCUGGCCUAUUCUGGGAAAGGCUACCAUGGAAUGCAGCGUAACGUGAAAAAUUCUCAGUACAGGACAAUCGAGGAUGAUUUAGUGUCAGCUCUCAUCCAAUCCGGAUGCAUCCCAGAGAACCACGGGGAGGACAUGAAGAAAAUGUCGUUUCAGAGAUGUGCCAGGACAGAUAAGGGCGUUUCUGCGGCUGGACAGAUAGUUUCCUUGAAAGUCUGGCUGAUCGAAGAUAUUUUACAGAAGAUUAACGAGCAUCUUCCUUCUCAUAUAAGAAUUUUAGGCCUCAAAAGGGUGACGGGAAAGUUCAAUUCCAAGAACAGGUGUGAUGCCCGGACCUAUUUGUAUAUGCUGCCAACUUUCGCCUUUGCCCACAAGGAUCAUGCUCCUCAGGAUGAAGCGUACCGCUUGAGUGCAGAGACCCUGGCGGCCGUCAGUGACCUCCUGGCUUGCUACAAGGGCACUCACAACUUCCAUAACUUCACCUCUCAGAAGGGGCCCAAGGAUCCGAGUGCUAAACGUUACAUCAUGGAAAUGUAUUGUGAAGAGCCCUUUGUGAGGAAUGGCGUGGAGUUUGCCGUGGUGAAAGUGAAAGGACAGAGUUUUAUGAUGCACCAGAUCCGGAAGAUGAUCGGCUUGGUGAUCGCGAUUGUGAAGGGCUAUGCCACAAAAUCCAUCAUGGAACAGAGCUGGGGGGUGGAGAAGGUGGACAUCCCCAAAGCUCCUGGACUGGGCCUGAUUUUGGAACGGGUUCACUUUGAGAGUUAUAAUCAACGUUUUGGGGAUGAUGGACUCCAUGAAGCCCUGGAAUGGGCAGAAGAAGAGGAGAAGAUCGCUGCUUUCAAAGAGCAACACAUCUAUCCCACGAUUAUAAAGACAGAGAAAGAAGAAAAGUCCAUGAUGAACUGGCUGGAAACGCUUUCCAACCAUCAGUUUGAUUCCACCAUGUCAAGGUUGCAGGAAGACAGCAGAGAUUCAAAGUCUGAUCCUGAAGGCAGUGAUGGAUGUGAAGACAACUCGGACUGAGGAUUUCAGCGGGUGGCCCAACCCAAGCAUACUUUGAUACAUUGAUUGAAGUGACUUUGGCCAUGAACUCAAGUGAUGGAUG